This is a messenger RNA of Hypoxylon trugodes, 1236 nucleotides long. Its product is annotated as aminotransferase class-III. The record is from RefSeq and is a predicted model, not a curated record. Bases 1 to 1236 code for a protein of 411 amino acids. NCBI's taxonomy places the organism in Eukaryota, Fungi, Ascomycota, Sordariomycetes, Xylariales, Hypoxylaceae. The transcript is spliced from 3 exons. Gene Ontology annotation, molecular function: transaminase activity; pyridoxal phosphate binding.
AUGGCGACCGUCAACCAAGGAGAGGUGGAUUUCAAAACCAAUAUCGCAGAUAAACUAGCACGCCAUAUUGAUGUUUACGUCAAAGAAAACACCAAAUCGAAAGAGUUUAAUCAGGAUGCAUCUGACACCCUUCCUGGAGGGACGACUCGAGCCGUCCUUUCGCAGGACCCGUUUCCCAUUUCUUUUUCUGGUGGUAGAGAUGCGUAUCUGACCUCCCUAGAUGGCCACGAAUACCUGGAUUUUGUGUCUGAAUAUUGUGCUGGCAUGUUCGGGCACUCACAUCCUCAAAUCAUCGAGGCCAUCGAGGCUACAGCAAAAUCUGGCUUUGUCUUGGGAGGGCCGACCCCGAAGGAAGGUGAGCUUGCGAAGCUGCUAGUCGAGCGUUUCCCAAGCAUUGACGCCAUCCGAUUUUGCAAUUCGGGCACUGAAGCUAACACCAUGGCGAUUGCCACCGCUCUCGCUUAUACACAUAGGAAAAAGGUGCUUGUCUUCGAGCGAGGAUAUCACGGAGGCACGCUUUCAUUCUCUCAUGCCAAUCCCCUAAAUCUACCCCACCAAUUCGUGUACGGCAUCUACAACGACAUCGCAAAAACAAAGCAAAAAAUUGACAUUGAGAUUGGAGUCAUCCUUAUCGAACCAGUCCAAUUCGCCGGUGGUGCAGUUCCUGCCGCUAUGGAGUUCCUCCAAUUUCUCCGCGACGAAGCAACGAGGAUCGGCGCAGUUCUGAUAUUCGACGAGGUCGUGACUUCUCGUGCGUAUUACGGGGGGAUGCAAUCGCAAAUUGGAAUCACGCCUGACAUGACGACACUAGGCAAGCACUUUGGUGGUGGACUCCCAUUUGGCGCCUUUGGUGGGAAAAGGCAUAUUAUGGAACUAUUUGACCCGCGAUCGCCUCGGGGCAUCGUAGCCGUCAAGCCUAUGACUCGCGAGGCUCUUGAAAGGACUAAUAGGUACGGAGAGGCCAUACGAACUGGGCUUAGGGAGAUAUUCGCCAAGUCAUCAGCAGAAGCAACUAUCGUUGGCUUUGGAAAUGUUAUUGGGAUACGGCUAUUGGGACCCGAUGGGAGCAAUUUAGGUCGCUUGUUCUACUUUUACCUCCUAAGCAAGCGGAUCUAUAUUGGAUCUCGAGGUUUCUUAGCACUAAAUCUUCUGCAUGACCAGGAGCAUGUAAAUCGCGUCCUAUCUACUACCCAAGAAUUUGCGGAUGAAGUUCUUCAUGAUAGAGCUUAUUUGUAA